Messenger RNA from Aspergillus puulaauensis, 4041 nucleotides. Its product is annotated as serine/threonine-protein kinase. Gene Ontology annotation, molecular function: protein serine/threonine kinase activity; ATP binding. The record is from RefSeq and is a predicted model, not a curated record. Gene Ontology annotation, biological process: protein phosphorylation. The transcript is spliced from 10 exons. Gene Ontology annotation, cellular component: cytoplasm. NCBI's taxonomy places the organism in Eukaryota, Fungi, Ascomycota, Eurotiomycetes, Eurotiales, Aspergillaceae. Bases 1 to 4041 code for a protein of 1346 amino acids.
AUGGUGUCGCGGUCCAACGAGGGGCCCGAGGGGCACGCCCCGGCCUCCAGAAUGCCCGGCACGCCCGCCAAAGGACGCCUCACGAGACUCGGCUCCAGCCCUUCGAAAAGAGAUGAGAAACCAAAGGAUGACAGGAUGGGAAAGACUUCGGCAAAAGAUGUUGCAGAACUCAAGGAUUAUCAACUGGGUGACUGCUUGGGUCGUGGUGCGUUCGGGUCGGUAUACAGGGCACUCAACUGGAACACCGGGGAAACUGUUGCUGUGAAACAAAUCAAGCUCGUGGAUUUGCCAAAGAGUGAAUUGCGGGUUAUUAUGUUGGAGAUCGAUCUCCUGAAGAACUUGGACCACGCAAAUAUUGUGAAGUAUCAUGGCUUUGUAAAAUCGGUCGAGACCCUCAAUAUCAUUCUUGAAUACUGCGAAAAUGGCUCUCUACAUUCUAUUGCUAAAAAUUUCGGGCGUUUCCCGGAGACUCUGGUCGGAGUGUAUAUGUCCCAAGUCCUACACGGCCUCCUUUACCUCCAUGACCAAGGUGUUAUCCACAGAGACAUCAAAGGCGCAAAUAUCCUCACAACAAAGGAGGGUCUUGUCAAGCUCGCGGAUUUCGGCGUGGCUAGUCGAACGACCGGACUAAGCGAAUCCAGCGUUGUCGGCACUCCGUAUUGGAUGGCCCCCGAGGUAAUCGAACUAUCAGGUGCCACGACUGCGUCAGAUAUAUGGAGUCUUGGAUGUACCGUCAUUGAGUUGCUUGAAGGAAAACCUCCAUAUUAUAACCUUCAACCUAUGCCGGCUCUUUUCCGCAUCGUUAAUGACGACCAUCCUCCUCUUCCGCAAGGCGCCUCUCCAGCUGUAAAAGACUUCUUGAUGCAGUGUUUCCAGAAAGAUCCCAACCUUCGCGUGUCCGCGCGAAAACUUCUCAAACACCCAUGGAUCGUCAAUGCUCGAAGAUCCGAUUCGGUAGUUCCUAAAAAGUCAACUGAGUAUGAAGAAGCCGUGAAAAGUGUCCAAGAAUGGAACGAAGCCCUGCGGUCGCCUGAACCAGCUGCUUCGAGGAGAGUGCCUAGAAGUGACAGCCAAAACCCACCAUCUUUACGGCUUGACACUCGGUACACGCCAACCAAAGACACGCUUCCAAGCCCAGUAUCCAGACAUGUCGCGGAUAGAUUCAGGUCACCUAAUUCUACAGAAGAAGACAAUUGGGAUGAUGAUUUUGCUACUGCUAUUUCUCCAAGUGCUUUACAGCUACCUCACCUUCGACCACAUGACAACUUCGGAGGAAUGCUUUCCUCCGAGAAACUAAAAGCAUUCGCAUCACUCGAUGGCACGGUUUUAAAGUCCGAUGACAGCUUUGAGGAGUUCGACGACCCCUUUGGGAGAUCUCUGCAGGCCGGAGAGCCAGAUCCCCUAAAGACAAUCCGACCUUCACCCUCACAACAGACAGGCACGGGAACACCACAGGGUAAGAGCGCACAUUACGGUCCACAGAUGAGGCGCGGCCCACCUUUGAAUACCUCCAUAAACCCAAGUCACGGUGGGCAAAUGACUCAGAAUUCGUCAUCUCCUAUUCGGCAACAGCGUCCGCCGGGGUUUUACAAGGAGAACGCGGUUGAAGAUUAUUCGGAUAUCAUUAUAGACAACGAAGACGUCCUUGACCGCAAGAUAAGUGCGUUUCAAGAGAGCGAUGAUAAUACAGACUCGCCGGAGCCAGCAAGGUCCAGAGAAGUUGUCCGGUAUCAGGGCUCAUCAGACCAAGAAGAUCAACCUCAACUUGGAAGACAAAUAUCCGUAAAGCGAUACCGUGGUGCCGUCGAAAUCCAGCAGUUUGCCGAGAAUGAGAACGACGAGGACUUCUCUGAUAUACUAGGCGUGGAUGGAGUCACGCUGGACAGAACUGAAAGCAAUGACAGCUCAAACAAGAGUACUCUGAUGCUAAACUCGAAACUAUCAAACAACAACUCUUGGCUAGGUGACCAAGAUGACGAGGACGACCCUUUUGCGCAGCUCGAAGAAGGGCUUGAUGAAACGGAUCUCGAGGCCAAUAUCGCACGUGACAAACAUGCUCGACUACGAAACCAAGUAGAAGGGCUGGUUGGGUCUUUGAAAACGUCACAGGAUGAAGAAGUGCUGGGAGAAAUAUCCGAGCAACUCCUGGCUGUUUUCUGCGAUUUCCCAGAAACGAAAAGCAUCAUCAUUAGCGCCCAUGGCAUGCUGCCGAUACUGGAAAUCCUUGACUUAUGCCGCCGACGCGAUAUCACCUUAUGUCUACUGAAAAUCGUGAAUGCGAUUAUUUAUGAUGAUUACGAGAUACAGGAAAAUCUCUGCUUUGUCGGAGGCAUCCCCAUUAUCAACGAGUUUGCCGCGAAAAAGUAUCCUACAGAAAUACGGCUUGAAGCGGCAGCGUUUGUCCAGCAGAUGUAUCAAACAUCUACUCUAACUCUCCAAAUGUUUGUCAGCGCAGGAGGUUUAAACGUCUUGGUUGAGUUCUUGGAGGAUGACUAUGAGGAUGAACGGGACCUUGUUCUGGUUGGGGUAAACGGUAUCUGGAGUGUCUUUGAGCUACAGGGUUCUACUCCCAAAAACGACUUUUGCAGGAUUUUGUCUCGCAGCGCUGUCUUGGAUCCUUUGUCUCUUGUUCUGAGCCGAGUACUAGAUGAAGAGGGCGAAUUGGCCGAGGUCGUGGAGGGACGUAUCGCAAAUAUCUUCUUCAUUUUCUCGCAGGCCGAGAACCAUGUCAAGGAGAUGGUAUCCGAGCGCACAGUUCUACAUAGGGUAUUGAAGGAGUUGAAGCGCAUGACGCCUGCCCACCAGAUAACUAUGCUCAAGUUCAUCAAAAACCUAUCUAUGUUAUCAACGGUACUCGAUUCCCUUCAGAACUCGAACGCGAUUGACGUGUUAACCGACCUCUUACGAUCAACUAUGAAACGCCCACAUUUCCGGGAGGUUUCCAACCAGAUUCUAAAUACCAUUUAUAACAUGUGUCGCCUCAACAAGUCACGACAAGAAGAUGCCGCUUUGAACGGCAUCGUGCCUCUGCUCCAGAAAAUCGUGAAAACCGAACGUCCACUCAAAGAAUUUGCGUUGCCUAUCCUGUGCGAUAUGGCUCAUUCUGGGAAGGUCGGUCGGCGGGAGCUAUGGCGGAAUAAGGGUCUUGCGUUUUACAUCUCAUUACUUUCCGAUCCGUAUUGGCAGGUGACCGCAUUGGAUGCUAUCUUUAUAUGGCUUCAAGAGGAGACCGCCAAGGUUGAAGAGCAUCUAUUGGAGCAUCGCUACGACCAGCCCUCGUUCACUGAUGCAAUUAUAAGGUGCCUGACACUGUCGAAAGCAAACGCGUUUGAGAACAUCCUUGAGCCUCUUCAAAAGCUUCUCCGGCUCAGCCCUCCCAUCGCGUCGACCCUAGCGCGCCCAGAUCUUUUUAGCAGGAUAGGACAGAAACUGCACCAUCACAAGGCUGCAGUUCGUUUGAAUCUUCUGCGCAUUAUAUCCAGCAUUUGUGACUCGAGUGAAGAACAAAGUGGAUUACUCGAAGGAUACGGGCUCUUGGACGCCAUUCGAGAACUCGAGCAUGAUUCUGCUAUUCUAGUCCGCGACAUGGCAGGGAAGCUUAUUCAGUCCAACGAGAAAAGUGAUUCGUAUGGUCUAGGUAAGCUAAAGCCAAAUGCUAGAAGGGGAAGCACCGCUGCAACACCGCCUGGCCUUCUUGCCAACCAGUCUGCACCUGUUACUCCCCAAAUGAGCAGACAAAACCAGUCGAAGGGAUAUUUCGAUGCUCGAGAAACACAACGGCGCCCACGCACAGCACUGAGUGGCUCUGCAUUGGCCCUCCGGCCUGGGAGCAGAGAUGGGCCAUCCCCGAGUAUUGCAGGUGUCAACGGAGGUUCUGGUGCUUCAAGAAACAGGAUACCUCGCGGAGUGGCUAAUAGACUGUCGCACGUCGAACUGUUAGGUGGCGACGAUAAUCGACCGCCGAGUUCCAUAUCUCGUCGGCCCUCGAUUCUCCCACGGCGGCGGCGGUUGACACAGCAAGAGACUGAGCGGGCACCAUAG